Molecule: messenger RNA, 14300 nt
Organism: Ruditapes philippinarum (Manila clam)
Lineage: Eukaryota; Metazoa; Mollusca; Bivalvia; Venerida; Veneridae
Exons: 86
Source: RefSeq, a predicted model, not a curated record
AUGAAAAAUUUUGAUUUUGGAGACUGGAUGAAAUUCAGGGAAUUCGAUUUAGGAUCAUUUUCAAACCAUGGGACACAAUAUCUUAUGCAAGAAUUAGGGAUUGAUUCAAUGUUGUACCAGCCGAUGUGCAAUUUACACGAUAAAAUAUACGGAGCAGACCAAUUACAAGAAGGGUGUUCUUCAAAAGAUAUUUUCAUUCCAUUGAUGCCUACGGCUGCAUGCAGAUUUUCAGAAGAGUGUAUGAAUUUAGAAUGUUGUUUGGAUGUUCCUGAGAUCAACAGACAUUUUAAAAUCAAGUUUAUAUUCGAUCCAUGUAACUAUAGAUAUACUGUCAAUUUUGAAAAGUUGACCAUCGAAAACAACUUAUUUGACGUGGAUUUAACUGCAGAACAAAGCAUGUCAUUACGCGGUGUGCUGACUGCAAGAUACCGUGUUGAAGAUUUACCUGUCGAUGGUCUGUAUAAAUUUAAUUUUGGAGUAAAAGUAUGUUUGGACAAAAAUACAUGCCCAGUGGAUAUUCAGAUUCUAAAUGAAACUUUAAUCCCGAAGCCAAACUGUUUCAUGAAACUACAACAGGGAUACACUAUUAAAGACUUCUCCUUGCAAAAGUGGAUCAGCAACUUAAACUCAAAUGUAUCGGUAUCACCUCUUCCAAACAACAUUGCUUCAAUUUUGACAAGUAAAUUAGGCAUUUCCCAAUUUUUGAAAACCGAUACUUGCGCUCAAGGUGUUCAUCCUUACCAACAUCAAGGCUGGAACUUGGGAGAUUGUCCUUUGAAUGUUUCCAUACCGGAUCAUAAGCUGAAAGAAGUUUCAUGUACGAUAACCGGAUCCUGUACCUCACUCACAUGUUGCAUACCCAUUCCAAUACUAAAUAGUAACGUGGAAGUUCAUGUAGAUAUAGAUCCUUGCACACAAAUGAUGAGCCUAGGUGUUGAACGACUCAACUACUCACUCAGUCUAAUAGAUUAUGAGUUUGGCAGAAAAGAAUAUGUUUGGCUUUCAGGAGUCUUGCGACUAACGUUCACUGUACAUGAUAUUACAAGUACACAUGAAUUUCUUGUGUCUGUAAUAUUUGAAGAGUGUUGGGAAUCCGCUGGCAGCUGUUCUAAUCAGAUGAAAUUAUUGGAAAAUCAACGACUCCCCAAAAAGAUUUGUAACUUCAGUACAGGCUACAAUAUUCCAGACUUUUCACUCUCUACAUGGCUGUCCGAGCACGGAAUUAACACAAAUGACAGUCUUAAGCUACAUAUACGAAAAGAUCUCCUUGCUGAUCUAGGACUUGGUGCAUACCUGAACGAAAACGAAUGCUCAUUAAAACAGGCAUGGAAUUCAAAUGGAUGGAUAAGUGAGUGUCCAAAAUCUACACAGCUCUCCUCGCUACCAAAUGGCAUACAAUGCUCGCUUCAGGGUCAUUGCACGUCAGCCAGUUGUUGUGUAUCUAUGGAUCAGAUAGGAUAUUUCCUUCAAGUUGGCAUUGAUAUAGACCCAUGCCUCCAAAUUCUUACGAUACAAAUUGAGCGCCUUAAAAGAGAAAUUCCUUUACUAGAAUAUUCGUAUGGUACCACGGAAGAAUUCUGGUUGUUUGGUAUUGCAAGGAUAAGGUAUCAAGUGUACAAUUUACAAGAAGAAAGGAAAUACCAAGUGAAUAUGGAAAUAAGCAUUUGCCCUGAAUCUUAUUUGCCUUGCAAAGUUUACAACGUUUUGGAUAAUACUAGACUACACAAAACCCUUUGUGAUUGGGGACUAGUAACAAAGCCUUUAGAAUUUUCAAUAACCAAAUGGAUGGAUAACUUCGGAGGAAUUAAGAACAUUAGCAGUCUGCCGGCUUACGCUUAUGAUAUACUUUAUAACGACAUGGGUAUUGCAGACUUUCUCUCUCAAAGCCAAUGUGUUGUCGGCUUACAUCCAUUUACUGACCGAGGAGGCAUAAAUAAUGAAUGUACCGGAUAUUCUAAGCCAACAAAACCACUGGGCCCGUUAUCCUGCCAUCUUAGUUCUACUUGCAUUGAUAUAGAAUGUUGCAUCGACACAAACAUUCUACCUAGAACACUUCACACAUUCCUAAAGAUAGUUGCUUGCCAGCAAAGACUGACUGUUGGUAUUGAAAAAUUUACGUUUGAACUUAAUUUGGUCAAUUACAACUAUGGCGAACAGGAACAGUUUUGGUUACAAAAGAUCGUUCGAGUGGAUUUCCGCCUUUAUGAUUUACAAGAGGAAGAAGCAUAUGUUAUUGAUCUUGAUGUCAGUGUUUGUCUUGAAAGUGGCGCUGCUUGUUCUCUUAAGCAAACUGUAUUUUCCCAAGCUGUUUUACCUAAACCACAGUGUACCCUCGUUGAAGGAUUUAAAAGGAACAAUUUUUCAAUUUCUGGAUGGAUGAAAAACCACGGAUACACACUUGGCCAAAGCAUUUCAGACCUGGAUUAUUCAGCGUUGAUAUCAGAUUUAGGUUUGCCUAGAUAUCUCUCACAAGAAGAAUGCAAACUGCCAGACUAUGCUAAUAAAACAUUAGAUGUAACAAUGUCAAAAUGUGCUCUUAGUCACUUUCUCCAUAGUCUUCCAAGUGAGCUGAAGUGUUAUUUGUCAACAUGCAACGAUAUGAAUUGUUGCCUGUCAGUGAAUCCCAUCGACAGAAACUUCAAUAUAAAAUUCAGUGUGGAUCCUUGUCAGCUGUUAUUAACUGUGGAGAUUGAAGAGUUCAAAGUACAACUGUCUUUGCAAGAUUUUGACUGGAACAAAGAGCAAGAAAUUUACUUGAAAGGAAUAAUAAGAUUAAAAUUUGUUUUGGAAAACCUCGACGGAGAAAAUGCCUUUGUAUUGACGCUAACAACAAAAGCAUGCCUUGAAUCCAAUGGCACAUGUUUGUUUGAGAAAAAUAUUUUCAACAAAGCAAAGUUUUCAAAACGAGUUUGUGAUUACUCGACUAUGCGGGCAUUCCCUAUAAAGGACUUUUCACUACUUGAAUGGAAGUUACAUAAUAAACUCCAAACAGACGUGGCACUUCAAAACCCCUUUUCCGAUAUAUUACUGGAAGACUUAGGCCUGUCGACGUAUAUAACUGACAUCCAAUGUAAAGUUAAUCACACAAAGCUUAAUUCUGGAUGGGAAAAUAGUUGUCCGUAUACAAGUACCAAAGCUUUGCCGUCAAGUAUGUCAUGUACUCUGAAUAGUGCAUGCUCGAAGCUAGAAUGUUGUGUGUUUGUGAAUGCAAUCAACAGAAAUAUCCAAUUUCAAUAUGACAUCGAUGUCUGUAAGUCAACAGUGGAAGUAAAUGUUGAAAAACUACAGUUGAGAAGAUCUAUAUUCGACUUUUUAUGGGGACAGACAAAAAGAUUAAACUUUGGAGGCAUUGUUCGUUUUGACUUUUCCUUCUUCGACCUUCAAAAUGAAAAGAAGAUUAUGUCGAGUGCACAACUGGCUGUCUGCUUUGAAUCGUCCUCAUCAUGUGACAUACAGACGACCAUUCUUGAUAGAGUCCUCUUUCCUAAACAGUCAUGUAAAUGGAAUCGGGAUUAUGUCAUCAAAGAUUUCUCUUUGCAAAAAUGGAUAUCACACGAGGGUUUAACAGCCGGCAAGCCUUUGGAUUCAUAUUACUCCUCAAAGUUGUUGGAUUCACUAAACCUUUCUCCCUUCCUUAACGAAGCAUCGUGCCAAGGAAAUGUGUCAAGAAAUACUUCAUGGACCAUUGAUUGCCCUAGAAGUCUUGCUACCGGCCUACAGAAUUUGCCAAACAACGUGCAUUGCACUGUUGGCCAGAGCUGCACCGAUGUCGAAUGCUGUGUUGAAGUAGAAACAGUGAAUAAAACAUUCCAAACUCUGUUAAAUGUUGACCCUUGCGCACAUCAAAUAACAUUUGAAAUUGAAAAGUUUAAACAUUCAAAACAACUGUUUAAUUACACAUGGGGUCAGACAGAACAUCUAUGGUUAUACGGAGUCAUUCGAAUGAGUGUGUCUGUGUAUAAUCUUGGAGGAGAAGGAAAGUAUAUUGUUAACAUGAACCUAAGCGUUUGCCUAGAAGCCAAUGCUGCCUGUCAAACAAACGUCCAAGUCCUUAAAAACGCUGUUCUUCCAAAGCUCAAUUGUGACUGGGAUGCUGACUUCAUUGACCCAAACUUUGAUUUGGAUAUAUGGUAUAAAGCACAGGGACUUUCUCAAGGCCAGGACUUGACAGAAAAAUACACACAUAUACUGUACAACGACCUUAAUCUGUCACCAUAUAUCGGAGAACCAUGCCUCUUUACCAACAGCUCAUUAAACGUUUCCAACUUAGGAUGGGCAAACGAAUGCCCUUAUGCAAUUGAUCUGCCUAAACUAUUGGAUUCCACAAAGUGCCGAGUCCCAACAUUUUGUACAGGCAUUGAAUGUUGUUCGGAAGUUGGCCUUCUCAAAAGAAAACUAAAUACAUAUAUUUUCUUCCACACUUGCCUGAAUCGCCUUGAAAUUGGAAUAGAAAAGAUGAAGUAUAAUUUGGAUUUAAAUGACUUUGACUUUGGAAUAGAGAAAACCGUCAGCUUACAAGGAGUGUUCAAACUUCGCUUUCUGAUUGAAGACUUGAGAAAUGAAGGUGUUCUUCUGAUGACUUUGGACAUAGAAAUAUGUUACUAUGCAAAGAAAACUUGUUCGGAGAUUAUACAUAUUCUGAAAAAUACCAAACUAAGGAAGCCUGUUUGUGACAUGAGUACCGGAUACAAAAUCAAAGAUUUCUCGAUGAAGAAAUGGCUAGCAGACAAAGGUCUUGUUGCAGAGCAUGUCGAGGCUUUGCCUAUGUCUAUGUUAUACGAGGAACUAGGCAUAUCUACGUACCUAAAAGAAGACGUUUGUAAAAUACAUACAAAUACAAGUUGGAACAAAGAAUGCCCGCUUGAUGUUCAUUUACCUAAACUACAGGAUAACAUUUUCUGUACACUCGGAAAGACAUGCAAUGCCAUUGACUGCUGUAUGCACUCCGCACUUCUUCAGCGUAAUUUUGCAAUGAGUCUGCAAGUAGACCAAUGUAAAAUGACAUUGACAGUUGCUAUAGAGAAACUUACGUUUGAAAUAUCACUGCUAGAUUAUGAUUGGGGGAAAGAGAAUCAAUUCGAUUUGUUUGGAGUUAUUAGAAUGAGAUAUUCCGUUGAUGAUCUACGUGUGUCAGGAAUGUACCUUUUAAAUGUCCAAAUGGCUGUUUGUUUGGAAUCUAGCGACAAAUGUGAAUCAAUUGCUACGGUCCUUAAUAAUACUCUUAUCACAAAAAUGCCAUGUGACCUUGAUCCAGGAUUUGUUAUGCAGAAUUUUUCACUUUCCUCUUGGCUCGCAACAAAGGGAUAUCCACUUAAAAGUUACCUCGGCGAUGACGUCACAUCCGAACUGCUUGAAGUCCUAGGAAUUAUCGGGUACCUUAAUGAAACGCAGUGUAUAAGGAAAUCCCCAACAUAUACACCGUCGGCUUAUGGUUGGAAGAAAGAUUGUUCACUUGGUGUUAACGUAAGUCCUCUAGAAAACAUACUGUCAUGUAACCUCCAAGAAUCAUGUUCUGCCGUUGAUUGUUGUGUGGAUAUUUAUUUGCUGGAAAGAUCUUUUAACGUGAAGUUCAACCUAGACCCUUGUACAAACACGUUAGAAUUGAGCAUCGAAAGGCUGCAUUUUGAUAUUUCUCUCGAUGAUUACGUUCCUGGAUCUCAGUCACGUUUCUGCUUAUAUGGAGUUAUUUGUUUGGACUUCUCGAUAAAAGAUCUGUUCUGGUCUAACAUCUAUAUCGUCGAUCUGAAGCUCAGCGUUUGUUUCGAAUCAUCAUCAUCUUGUCAGGUUGAAAGUCAAAUAUUUAAAUCCACCGUUUUGCCGAAAAAGAUAUGUGACUGGGAUAGUGCAAAUUCAAUACAAAACUUCACAUUGGCGAACUGGUUUUCUGAACGAGGUUUUGCAGACAUGAGCACUCUUCCAUCUUACAUCGCUACUAUACUUGCAAAUGAUAUUGGACUGUCGAUGUAUCUCGGCGAUAAGGAAUGUGAUAGACAUUCAGCACCGUAUCUGUCUAAUUCAUCCAGUUGUUCAUCAGACUGCCCGUUGACAUUAAAAAAUCCAGUGACAAUAAGUAACGACCUGUCUUGUCAUAUACCUUACUACUGCACAGCUGCUGACAUCUGCGUUUACAUUCCACUUAUCAAUCGGAAUAUCCAUGCUUACCUUAGACUCCAUUCAUGUGACGCCUUACUAGAAGUUGGUAUAGAACAGUUCACUUUUUCAGUGGGAUUAUUUGACUACGAAUUCGGCAAAGAACGAGGAAUAGUUCUCAAAGAUGUUUUCAUGCUGAAAUUUCGCAUUGAUGAUCUUACAACAAAGGGAGUUUAUGUCGUAGAUUUAGAUUUUAACAUUUGUUUCACGAACGCCAGUUGCGAACAAUCAUAUGCAAUCUUUGAUCGAACAGUACUUCCGAAAUUGCCAUGCUCCUGGGAUAUGGGAUUUAAAAACCAAUCAUUUUCUCUAAACGAAUGGUUGGUUGAUCGUGGAAUCACAAAAGGAGAUGUGACAGAUGUACAACGAGACCAACUGCUUGAAACACUUGGUGUGGCGCCGUAUAUAGAAGACAAUAACUGCUAUCUUUCUGAACCGCCCUUCUCGCCAUCACAUAACGGCUGGAAUACCGAAUGCCCAUCAGAAUUAUCAUUAACACCCCUGCCGUCAGGUAUAGGAUGCUAUAUUUCUGACAUGUGUACAGCAAUACGUUGUUGUCUUGAAGUUGAUAUCAUUAAAACAUCUGUUCAGUUUUAUGUCACUGUUGACGGAUGCGAAAAACAAUUAACAGUUGGUAUUGAACAAAUGAACACUGUCAAGGACAUCAGUGAUUACAAAUUUGGCUCGUGGGAUCGUUUCUAUUUGAACGGAGUCUACAAGAUAGAUUUCAAGAUUGAAAACUUCCACGGUGGACGUAAAUAUGUCGUAGAUAUGAACGUAAGCGCUUGCUUUGAAAGUCAUGGAAACUGUUCAUAUAUGAUUCCUGUUCUCAAACGAGCUCUUUUGCCUAAAGUAAAAUGCAGUUGGCUGAAUGGAUUCAAUAAUGCAAACUUUUCUCUUGGUACUUGGAAACUCGAGAAUGGUGUUAACAAAGGCUCUGCACUUUCACAGACACAAUUUGACGUACUUGCUAAUACCCUCGGAAUAAGUCAAUACCUUAAAGAUACUGAAUGUGCAUUGUCGUCUGCAAGGCCUAAAGAUGGCUGGAACAACGCGUGCCCUUUGAAAGUGAACUUACCUGCAUUGUCAAACAACGCAGAGUGCUCGAUUGACUCAUCUUGUUUGAAUGUCAAUUGCUGCGUGUUUGUUGGUGAGCUGAAUCGAAAGUUUAGCUUCUCUCUUCAAGUGGACGACUGUAAUUAUCAGAUAUCAGCUAGCAUCGAAAACUUGGUGAUGGAGAGGAAAUUGUCCGUCUUCGAGUUUGGUAAAAAGAUCGUGUUUGACAUGGAUGGAUUAAUAGCGCUACAGUUCAUGGUUGUUAAUCUAGAGUACAAGAACAAAUAUAUGUUAGAUUUAGCUGUAGAUGUACAAUUGGAAGCACACAAACCAGCUGCAAUGUCAGUGAACGUCCUUGACGAUGUGAUCGUACCACGAUUGCCGUGUCAGGUCAAUUCCGGGUUUAUAGCCACAGAUUUCUCGCUGGAUAAAUGGAUGGAUGCUGGCAAUGUCAGUGUCAUUGACGAAUACCAAGCUGUUCAACUGCUAGAAGACGUUGCAAUUGCACCUUUCAUGCUCUCCAACGAAUGCAAAAUGCACAGUGACUCGAAAAUAGAUUCCACCCAUUGCCCUUUAAAUAUUGAUGAUUUACAUGUGUACGGUCCAGCAACAUGCUCACUGACAGAACUUUGUUCCGGUAUUUUCUGCUGUUUAAGAUCUCCUGAAAUACCGGUGAAUUUUCAAAUCGAGGUUCAAAUAGAUGCCUGUAGGGAAGAAAUAAUCGUAGGCUUGGAAAAAUUGAAACACUUAAUUCCGUUCAGAAAUUUUACUUGGGGCGAAAUGCAAACCUUUAGUUUGUAUGGCGUGAUUAAGAUUGAGUUGGAAAUAUCGGAGCCAGUUAAAUCACAGGUAUACAGUGUAAAUCUAAAUGCAAGCAUAUGUCUUGGCGAAAAUGAGACCUGCAGUACAGAAGUUCAAAUUCUUAGAGAGAAAUACCUAACUGCCUUGCCUUGUGAUUGGUCAGCAGGAUUUUUGGACGAAAGUUUCAAAUAUGAUGAAUGGAGAAACAAAUCUCAUUACGACAGCAAGCAGCUCCCAGAAACCGGUGUUGAAUUUUACUUGUCAAAAAUUGGCGUCGAACCUUACUUGAAGACUACACAAUGUGACACUACGGCGCUUCCAUAUAUACCAACAUCUGCUGUCGGCUGGACAUCAGAUUGUCGAAGCAAUGUUAGCUUUCAAACGUUACCUGGUCACACAAGAUGUUUUAUGGAUGGUACGUGCUCCGGAUUUCAGUGUUGUUCCUAUGUUGACAUGAUACAACGAUCAUUUGAUAUAACAUUUAAACUGGAUCCCUGCAGUCAAACAUUAACAAUCGGAAUUGAACGCAUUUUGAAGCAUAUCUCUUUGACAAAGUUUGAGUUUGGUGCACACAACAAGUUUUAUUUGAAUGGCUUUGUUAGACUGGACUUUUUUAUCAAAGACCUUCCAAUUCAACGGGUAUAUGUUGCAAGUGUCAACCUAAGUAUUUGUUUGGACCAAGAAAACUGUCAGACCGAAAUUGAUAUUCUCCGAAAUGACAUUCUACCACAGUCAAUAUGUGAAAUGAAUCCCGGAUACACAGAUAAAGAUUUUUCACUGACCCAGUGGAAGGAAGAUAGAAACAUAUCUAUAUUUGGCACCCUUGAUCACGUGGAAGAGAUAGAACUGAUGACAGAUUUGGGUGUUUACCCAUACAUGAUGGAAACGGAGUGUGCAGUAAUAAACAGCAAUAUAUCUCAAGUCUGUGGCGCUGUCCCGACUUUCCCGCCAGAAUGCAGUUUAUCUGACACGUGUUCGAGAAUAUCGUGCUGCAUACAGUCUGACACUUUACAACGGCGAAUUUUCUACGAGCUGGAUUAUGACAGAUGCAAUCAUUUGAUAAAUAUCACAAUUGAGACAUUCAGCAGGACAUUGUCACUCUAUGAUUUUGAAUACGGGAAAGAAAUGACGAUUUCAUUAUAUUCAGCGUUAAAGGUGAAAUUUAUGGUUGACUACCUGGUGAUGAGUCAGUCACACGUUAUUUCUCUCAAUAUCAGUCAAUGUUUUGAAUCCAAUGAACCAUGUACGGAAGUUGUCGAAGUUCUCAAAGAACAGAAAUUUUCAUCCGAGGAUUGCCCUAUCAAUAAAAACUAUAGGAAUGACGAAUUUUCAUUGACGGAAUGGGCAUCACAUAGGAAUAUGAACGCCACUAAACUACCGGCAUAUGCAAGAAAGGUCCUUCAUCGCGACCUUGGAAUAAGUCAGUUCUUGAAGGACAGUGAGUGCGUUGUGAUGCCGUACAAUGAUUCGUAUGGUUGGAAUUCAGAUUGUGCUGAUAACGUAACUUUACUCAACAUAACUGACGCGGACACGCGAAUAUCGUGCAAUUUACAAACAUCUUGUUCAGAUCUGAAUUGUUGCUUCCAUGUCGACGAAAUUCAACAUACAUUUGAGUACCAAUUUCUCUUUGAUCCUUGUGAGCUCAAGCUUACUGUCGGAAUAGAAAAACUUCAUCACGAAAUACCACUGAAGGAUGCAGCGACUGGUCAUUACUUAACGAUGAGUCUGAAUGGCUUCCUACGCGUGGAGUUUAUGAUUGACGACAGCACGGAAAAUGAGUACACGAUCAACUUACGAUUCAAAGUGUGUAUGGAAAGUGCAUUCGAAUGCAACCGUGACAUUGAAAUACUGCGAAAUCACGUUGUUAAACGAAAAUGUGAAUUUAACCCAACCUUUCAAAUACCAGGCUUCUCAUUAGAUAGCUGGAAAUCUAACAAUUCAUUGCCACCAGAUGCUGUACUGACAGACAAACAAAAAGAUGAACUGAUGCAACAAAUGGGCUUGAAUCAUUUUCUUCUGAAGGAACCGUGUGAAAUAAAAGCUAAUGUAACAGGAGAUGGUCUUGAAGUCAUUCACUAUGAGCCGAAUGCUUCUUGUAUAGCUACAAAAGAUAAAGAGAGCUACGAUUGUUGUAUUGAGUCAAAAGUCCUUGGAAGAAAUUUGUGGAUGAACUUUACCCUAGACCCGUGCAAUUACCGAAUGGAGAUGAAUCUGGAAAAUAUACAACAACAAUAUGCUUUGCUUGGUUAUGAAUGGGGAACAUUGCAUUUAUUGUCGACUAAAGGUAUCUGGCGCACAGAGUAUAUGGUGACAAACGUGCAGUCACAGCGCGAGUUUGACCUAGAUAUAACGCUUCAUCAAUGCUAUGAGACAACGUGUAAACACUCACCGUUCAUCGUUGCUAAAGACAUCCGUAUACCUUAUCCCACGUGCGUAAACGUCACCAAGAAUGAUACACGUCAACCAUUUUAUGGAAUAACUCAUGACUUCUGGAAACAGCCGAUAUGCACAGCUGAAAACUUAACCGCAUCUACAAGUACAUGUAGUCCUUUACCAGGCGAGCUUCAGAACAUUUGUGCUUGGUCCCUAGAUUGCUCAGGAAUUCAGUGCUGUACGGAAUUUUAUUUCAGUGAGGGUAAACGAAAUGUUAUGCUAGAAUUUCAACGUGUUUGUGCCGAUGACAAGUUUCAAUAUGGAAUUGAAAACAAGAAAUGGAUUAGACCUAUUACAGAACUAAGCAGUCCUAUACACGAGGAUAUAGCUGAUGCAAUCUUCAUUGACAUGAAUGUAACCAAUACAGCAUCCGUAAGCUACGACGUAUCAGUUACCAUAACAGUAUGUACAGGCACUCAAAAUUCAUACGACUGUCAGCUCAACUUCCGAAUGGCGCAGAAAUUAACAUGCGCAGCUGCUGGCAGACGACGACGACGUCAAGCCGUCCAAGAUGUUGUUACUCUUGGAAUGGACAUAAAAGAAGCAGUGACUAUUUUAUUGAGCCAAGGGACAUCGCAAGAAGAUAUACAGCAAUUCAUUAACGAUGCUAUCAAAUACCAGAAUGACCAAAAAGCUCAAGUAUGGGAAGGCGAAGAAUUAAGUGACUCAGAUGCUAGCACGGGCUAUGCAGCUACUGUAAAGGCAUUAGGAGAGCAUAACCCGCAAAACUUGAAACACAGAAAAUCAGAAGGCUAUGUCAAAGUAGAUAUUAAGGGCGCCGAUAAAAUUGUGGAUAUGAUCGGAAAAGUAAAUGACAUCGUUACCCGUGCUGAUCAGUUGUUUGUUGUCGGAAAGGGACUUUCAAAGAAAGGGACGGACCUACUCGGAGCAGAGCUUGCAAAUAUGACUAUCGGUGAUUUAGAAGCAAUGCUCGAAACCAAUAAAGUCGAUCCAACGAUGAUUGGGAAACUAGUCCAUGAUUUUAUAGAUCUUGCUAAAGCCUUGUAUUCGGAAGUUGUAGAAAAGAUAUUUUCUGGAGGCCUUGGCAAUCCUUUCAAAUCAUUUGACAUCUCAUUGACUGGACAAUUUGCUAUACCGAGGAAGAAUAUAAAUUUCUUUGAAUUCGAUCAAAUAUUUUACAUUGGAGGUUUCAUAUCGGUGACAUUUUCAUUUGGGGCUGGAGGCUAUUACGGAUUGAGUCUUGGAUGGGAAGGAAAACUUAUUGCUCAAACAGCCGGAGCAACUGUCGUACCUUAUGGAGGCUUGACCUGUUGGGGAGAAGUUGGUGUAGGUUUCUUACUCUAUGGCAAGCUUCGGCUGGAAGGAGAUAUCAUGGACCUUAGGUUUCCUACUCGUGCUGAAAUUGGAUUUUCAAAAUUCCCAUUGGAUGUCACAUUGAAAAUGGAUUUGGAACUUACUCCAGUUAGACUUCGUUUAAUUGGUCUAGUAACGCUUGAAGUGAAUCUGUUAUUUGCGAAAAUUAAAAAGACGUUGUUCAGUAAAAAUAUUUGGGAAUAUUCAACCGCAACUAUAAGAAAGAAUAUGAUCGACGUUUCAACGAAGGAACCAGAUGAAUCACCACCACAGUUUGCACCUGUAGUAAACAAGAAAGGGAAUCGCGGGAAAAGGUCAACCUCUACGUGUGACAUAAGCCAGAUAAAGAACAGAGAUUACACCGAGCCAGCAUUUGAGAUAUCUGUAUCAGCAGCAGAUGACAGAAGUAACGUUAAGUUUUUCCUAGACGUAGGAACAUUCCCUGCCGGAAGUAACGUUGUAAACAACCGUCAGCUUGGUGGAUCAUCAACUGUCUUAGCAACAGCGGCAGACGAAUAUCCGUCCGGAGAGCCAUUGUAUUACACGGUUAAUGCUGAAAAUAGUGCUGGCACUAGAGCAGGAGUAACAUGCAUGCUUACAACUUACGAUACUACAGAGCCUACCGCGAGAAUUUCACCAGCAUUCCUGUCAACGAGCAAUCCGAAUGUAAUUAAGGCAUCAGUGUUAGUUCACGACGACUCCCUUAUCACUGAAGCGUACACAGGUGUCGGAUACGGUAAAGGGAGUUACGGGGAUCAGAUAAUUCCGUGGACACAGCGAAAUCUUCACGAACGACCACAUGUCCCUUCAGGUGGUGAUCCUUUAAAACAGUUUUCCGACUUAGAAGAUGGAAAAUUUGUAUCACCUGCUAUCUCAACAAAACAUAAAGUAUCGACAGCAACUGCUUGUGCACAAUCCUGUCUAGCACUUGGACACUGUGUUAGUUUCAAUUAUGAUUAUGGCCCUAGUGGAACAUGUGAAUUGCUUCGGUCAGUCAGACAAUUUGAUGACACUCUGGCACAGUCCGGUCUCUUCUGUCAUUUUGAACGGCUGGCAAGUGGUCACACUGUCGAGGUCAACAGUUUUAACCUUGAUAUGCGACACAAUCGAUUACAUUAUGUGAACAUUGACCUCAAGAACGUUCUAGGCUACAGGUCAAUUAUUCCAAGUGCUGGAAUACUGACAGACUACACAUGCCCAGAACCUGGGCCUAUCGUAAAUUCUUCGAAAGAUGCCUUGACCAUAGAUGAUUGCCUUUCACUGAUACCCCCAGACCGCCCAGAUCUUAAUCGAUACUGUAUUGGUAUAUAUUCCAAGAGGCUAAAUCACAGGACCAUUAUUGACGGAGAGGGCUCAAGAACGGUUUUUAAUGGCGACAAACCGGUGCUUGAUCUGAAAUAUACCAGAAGUAAUAAUUACAUCGCUGGCAACUGGGACGGUAUAACAGAUGACGAAACUGGAAUACGAGCAUAUGCACUUUCAGUUGGAAGACACAUUUGUGAAGAUUCUAUCCAUCCUCAUCACGACCCACAUAAACAUUUAAUGCACGAAUCACAAUGGACAAACAUGGCGAUAAUGACGGCAACCGCCGAUUAUAAUCCGUUCCCACUACCAUCUGGGAAGUACUACGUUACUGUCAGGGCGAUUAAUAAGGUUGAAUAUGGUGGACCACUUGCGACAACAAUCUGCCAUACCGUACCGUAUAUAAUUGAUAUAACAAAUCCAUUCGUAUACGAAAUCUUUGACAUCAAGUAUGACGAAUUGCAGUAUGUUAUAUCAGCUGAACAUAACUCAACGGACUUUGAAUCUGGUAUAGACACAAUCGAGCUCUGUAUUGGAGACAAUCCGAGAAAUUGUGAGCUAUUGAAAUGGACAAGAAGACCAAAGUCGCAAUACAUUAAUUAUACACAUCAUAUACCUGACGGUAUCCCAGCUUGGAUUCGUUUACGUGUGACAAAUAACGUUGAGUUACACUCUGUCGGAAGAGCUGAUCAAGCUAUCAUUGUCGACGCUAGUCCGCCAAUAAAUGGAACUGUUUUCGAUGGUCCAUUGUUUAAAGAAGAUUUACAAUAUACAAAGUUUUCCAAAAAGAUCUGUUUGAACUGGUAUGGUUUUUACGACCCCGAGUCCGGAAUUUCCUCUUAUGAAAUUGGAGUAGGGACAUCACCAGGAUCGACCGAUGUAGCUGAGUUGAAAACUCUAAAACAGAACGAACACUCGUAUUGUGUAGACUUGGAUGAGAAUUCUACACUGAUCCAUGAUCAUGUUUAUUAUCCAAUUGUAUGGGCGAAUAAUGGAGCCAUUAACCAAAAGAACAUUUCAGGGAUAUCAAAUGGAGUACGCGUUGACUUGACAAAACCUAUUGCUGGAAAAGCCGUUGAUGGAACGCUAAACAAUUUGACGGAUGUGGAGUUUAGCUCAUCCAAGUCGACAGUGCAAGUACAGUGGGAUAAUUUUUAUGAUAGAGAAUCAGGUAUUCGAGAAUAUGACAUACUGGUUUCAGAAAAAGGAAACAAUAGAAUUUUUUUUAAUAUAAAUUUUUUUUU